Molecule: messenger RNA, 1749 nt
Organism: Alternaria atra
Lineage: Eukaryota; Fungi; Ascomycota; Dothideomycetes; Pleosporales; Pleosporaceae
Exons: 2
Coding region: 1-1749 (582 amino acids)
Molecular function (GO): copper ion binding; oxidoreductase activity
Source: RefSeq, a predicted model, not a curated record
AUGAAGAAUUACCUUUCCUUUGUUGUCGAAGCCAUUUUGGUCUCACAGGCACUUGCUGAUGACAGCUCAUGGCUCAGUCCGGUUUACAAGCACACCUUUCAAUACGAGCUUCCUAUCCCUCCUACCAAAGUCAAAUCAUACACCUACAAGAACGCGUCCUCUGGAAAUGAGAUAGAUUUCUACGAGGUCGACGUCAAGCCCUACAAGCAACAGAUAUAUCCCGACCUAGGACCAGCUACGCUUGUGGGGUACGAUGGCAUGUCACCAGGACCCACCUUCAGGGUUACCAGAGGACGAGAGUCUAUCGUUCGCGUUAAAAAUCGCAGCGAUAAGGAUAUUUCAGUACAUCUUCAUGGUUCACAUAGUCGUGCACCGUUCGAUGGAUGGGCUGAGGAUACCACUGGGCCUGGCCAAUACAAAGACUACUACUACCCAAACAAGCAGAGCGGCCGAACAAUGUGGUAUCACGACCAUGCCGUUGGUAUUACUGCAGAGAACGACUACAUCGGCCAAUCCGGUUUCUACAUCCUCGAAGACCCCGCCGAAAGCGCCCUGGACUUUCCUGCUAACGAAUACGAUGUACCCCUCGCACUGGCAUCAAAGCAGUAUAACAAAGAUGGUACUCUUUUCGAUCCUUCAGGCGAGAUCUUCGGUCUUCCGGGCGACAUCAUUCAAGUUAACGGUCAGCCGUGGCCCUACAUGAAAGUGGAGCCUCGCAAGUACCGUUUCAGGAUCCUGAACACCGCCAUCAGCCGAACGUUCAAGCUCUCUCUCGAAAACGAAGAGAACAAAAACGUCGCAUUCAACGUUAUUGCCGCCGAUUCCGGUCUCCUAACCAAGCCAGUAAAAACGGAAAAUCUCGAGAUCUCCAUGGCCGAGCGCUGGGAAAUCAUCGUCGACUUCACCAAAUAUGCUGGACAAAACGUAACGAUGAAGAACGCGCGCAAAGUCCAAGCUGACCCCGAUUACCACAGCACAGACAAAGUCAUGCGCUUCGUCGUCGGCUGGGGCAUAACCUUCUCCAACGGCAACGGCGACAUCCCUAGCACGCUCCGCGACGUACCUUUCCCACCUAAGAAAACAAGCAUCGACAAGAGUUUCAAGUUCCAAUUUGAGGGUGGCAAGUGGCUCGUAAACGGUGUAUCUUUCGCCGACGUUAAUAACCGGAUCCUCGCCAAGCCCCAGCGCGGUACAGUCGAAGUCUGGGAGUUGGAAAACGCCGCCGGCCUAUGGAGUCACCCUGUUCACAUUCACCUCGUCGACUUCCAGAUUCUGUCGCGCACUGGGGGGACUCGCGAGGUGCUGCCAUAUGAGAAGGAGGCGUUGAAGGAUGUGGUGUUGCUUGGUGUGAAUGAGAAGGUUACGGUUAUUGCAAGGUAUGCGCCGUAUGAGGGGGUGUAUAUGUUCCAUUGCCACAACGUCAUCCACGAGGAUCAUGAUAUGAUGGCUGCUUUCAACGUUACCAGCUUGACUGAUUGGGGAUACCCUGAGAAGACCAAGUUGGCCGACCCGAUGGAUAAGAAGUAUCGCGCCAAAGAUAUUAGCGACGAAGAUAACGAGGAAAAGAAGAUUCUGGACAGGUGUGCGGAUUUCGAGGCGCUGGAGGCGUAUGUUGAUUCUGAGAAGAUGGAGGAGUCAUUGAGGGAGUAUUGGGGUAAUCGAGGAAAGGGUCAGGGUAAACUUGGUGCUAAGGCUCGGGACUCCUCGUCUGUGAAGAGGAGGCAUAGGAUGCUUGAAGUUAAUGUGUAA